Molecule: messenger RNA, 1380 nt
Organism: Cladocopium goreaui
Lineage: Eukaryota; Dinophyceae; Suessiales; Symbiodiniaceae
Source: the annotation of a GenBank genome assembly
AUGCUGGGUCACUUGGUAGCCCAAGUUUGGCCCGAUGGUCGGUGGCCCGGCAGCUCCGGCCAAUCGCAGAUCGUGAGCGUUUUCUACAAUGGAAACGACAUCUCCUACUCUGUGAAUGGAACCUUCUCGGAAGCUUGGUUGAGGGAAUGGUCGAGCACUAAGACCCUAGCCUUUCAGAAGGUGCCUGGCGCCUAUUUGGUGAUCACGGCCAGUAGCUUGUUGGACCAGAGUUGGUGCUCAGCCAGCGAGAACAUUUGCAUUGCCGGAAGGUUUGGUCAAGUCUUGAACUACUGCUCCAUGGCGGGCUUCAGCAUCGUUUGUUCCGAUGGCACCACUGCGGGCAGUGCUGGAUGGGAGGCUUAUGGCUCCAGUAGCGGAGUGGAUUCAAGCCAUCAGGCUGGACUGGGAACUGGCUGGAGCACCACCUGCGUCUCGCAGUCGGGUUUCUAUCUGGUAUCCGAUUCCAAAACGGACAAGGCCUGGGUGUCGUCCGGCCUGCAACACGCCGCCUUCCGACUGUUGAGUGGAGCGUUGUCGCCCACACGCAACGAGACAUAUACGCACUUCAUGGUCUACGCGCAAUCCACGCUGGCUGAGCAGACCACGCCUGCUACUCUGCAGAUGGUUGAUCAUGUGGCCUACGUGGAUUACCUGCGCUUUGUGGAUGAGGACCUGGGUUUAGCCUCCAUUGGGGGCGAACUCCGAUGGAAUGCCCUGGGCGAUUUGACCCUGGCCUCAGGCUAUUCAAUCUACGUGGCCACCGAUUCCAGUGGCUCGGAUCGCCUGCUGCUGGGCACCUCGCCGGUGGGGACCACCAGCUUGACGCUGCCGCAGGGAACGGCACUGACGGGGGAUUUGAAUUAUACGCAUGUGGUGAUCUAUAUUGAGUCGUAUUUAGUGCAGCAGCGGUUACCUGCUUGGUCAUUGCUGCUGGUGGAUGAGUACGAAGGCCUCUGUGAUUCCACUGUGUGUGGAUCUAGUGGGGGUCAACCGAAGUUGAGGACCAGUGUUGGCUCCUGCACCACAGCUGCCAGUUGUGCCAAUUGUGACCUCACUCCCACGCGUCUGGAAAGCAUUACCACCACCAUCCAGGGACCCAUGGUGCUGAUCACCACCGAGGCAAACACCGACAUCUUCGGCUUCUGGAACAAACUCUCCUCGUGUGGAGUCAGCACCUUAGAUGUGCAGUACUACAAGGCCUUGGGCCCUGCGGCUCCUGCAACGACUACGACGCAGAGCUAUACCUGCCGUUUCUCAUGCCUUCCAGGGGCAGAUUGUAACACCUGCGUCUCAGCAGACACCGCUCCGGUGACCACCAGCAGCGUGGAUGACGACGGCUAUUCGGUGUGGCGCUACUUGGCAUGCCCGGAUGCCCGGUGA